Molecule: messenger RNA, 1223 nt
Organism: Rhizophagus irregularis DAOM 181602=DAOM 197198
Lineage: Eukaryota; Fungi; Glomeromycota; Glomeromycetes; Glomerales; Glomeraceae
Molecular function (GO): ferric iron binding; ferrous iron binding; acid phosphatase activity
Source: RefSeq, a predicted model, not a curated record
GAGUUUAAUAUUUAAAAUAAAAAUGUUUCGUACUUCAAAAGGACCAACACCUCGUUGUUUUUAUAUAGUAUCCCUCUUGCUUUUUAUAUCUUCAUUAUAUAUAACACUAUCAUUUGGUGGCUUAUUGCCUUCAAUUUUCGAAACUUCAACAAAAAUAUACGAAGAGACAUAUCCUGAUGCAAAAGCAUUAGACUUUUUGGUUAUAGGAGAUUGGGGAAAUGCUGGUAAAGGCAGAGAUUUUAAGCAUGGUUCCCAAGCUAACGUUUCUAAAGCAAUGGAAUUUAUUGCUAAUCAACAUGAUAGUAAAUUUAUCGUGAACGUUGGUGAUAAUUUUUACAAGAGGUCUACAAAAGAUCAUCAAGGAAUACUCAGUGUUAAUGAUUCAAAAUGGGAAGAGAUCUGGUUAAAUGUGUAUAAUAGCACAAAAUUAAGAAAACUCCCCUGGUAUACAGUAGCUGGUAAUCAUGAUUGGUAUACAAAUGUUACUGCUCAAAUUGAAUAUAGUUUAACUAUAAAUUCCCGAUUUUUCUUUCCUUCUUUAUUUUAUGUUCGUUCAUCUUUAUUUGGCAAAGAAAUGAAGACAAAAGCAGUUUGGGUUCACAUUGAUACUAAUGUUUUUUAUUAUAAUGUUGAUACAAUCGAAGCAAAAAUGGAAGGAUUAAGAACUAAUCUUUUAAAUUUUGGGUUACAUACUCAACAAGCAAUAGAGGAUAAAUUAAAAUGGAUAGAGCAAAGAUUAAUAGAAAACCAAGAUGCAGAUUACAUUUUUGUUAUAGGGCAUCAUCCAUUAAUUGGAAUAUGUUCACAAGUGAGUAAUUUGCCAAGACUUCUCGAACUAUUGGAGAGAUAUCGUGUGAGCGCAUAUUUUGCUGGACAUAAUCAUGUAUUAGAAUAUAAAGCACCAACUAAAUUUUCACCUGUGGCUUUUUUUAUUUCUGGAGCUGGAUGUAAAACUGGUUAUGGAUGUGAAGGGAAAGAUUGGGGGAUGCCAAGAGGGACAUUUGGCUUUGUACAUGCUAAUAUUAAAGAAGAAACAAUGGAUUUUGAAUUUAUAGAUGCUACUAAAUUAAAUAAACAAUCUGCUGGUGAAAUAGUUUAUAAUGGAACAAUAAAUUCUAGAUCAAAUUGGUAUCCCAAAAUAUAGUAUUAUAGAGAUUCAGUCUUUUUGAAAAAGUGUAGAAUAUUAUAAUAUUAAUUAAUGAUAUUUAAUUUAAUAAAGUUAA